AUGGCCCAAAUUGCUCUGCUACGACACCAGGCAACACAGUCGCAGUCUGCUGGCAUAGGCUCACCGCUCUACCAGCGCCGACAGCCUUCAAACGCCGGCCCCAUUGAGCUCAUCCCCAACCCAGAGUUCUCGUUUCCUAUGCGAGGACCAGACACGUCUUCUUCAGAGCCCACGCCAACGAGCUCGCGGCCAAUGUCUCUGCAGGCAUAUCCGACCGGCCGUCGAGGCUCCAUGCCUCACCAGCGCCAGAAGUCCGUCAGCGCUCUGCCAGCUUUCUCCUUCAACCCGUCCGGCACACCUCAGCCAACCACUAGCACAUCACCACCGCAUUCGCCAUCUACAACACCCGCAACACCCGCAAAGCCAAUUGUGGGCGGUCACAGGCGAGGUGGCAGCGAGUUCAUUGGCGGCGAUGCUCGACCUGGAGGCAUGUCACUGAUGAGCAGCAGUCCGACCAAGGGCGACGGUUUUCUGCCUGCACCAAACGCUGUACUACGGCCUGGUCCACCAGCGGGUCGCCGCGGCCACGCCCACCGUCGCUCAGGUGCCAUCUCCUCCCACGACCUUACCUCGAUGAUGAACCCACCAGCGCCCUCGCGUGCAGACAGCGCACCUUCGACGCCCUCGGAAGGCAAUGACUUCGUAUUCGGACACUCCUUCAACAGAUCGAUAUCACAGCCGUCACUCCGCACCAGCAACAACACAGAAGAGGACGCUGCACGCCCACCUUCGAGAGCCCGUGUCGGAUUCUCUGAUAGGGUCGAGUACAUCCGCCCGCUCUCAACCAUUUCUUCAGAAACAGAGACUUCCAUGUCUACAUUCCGUGGUCACUCGGCGACCAAUAGCCUUUCGUCCAUCGUGGGCGGCAGCAACUCGAGUCCGCAACCAUCACGCAUGGGACGUCCGUCGCUCAGCACAGUCGAAGACGAAGGACGACCCAGCACUGCUGGUGCUAUCCUGGACAACUUCAUGAGCAGCCCACUUUCAGGCCAGCCGUCCGAUCGCAAGAGGCCCAUGUCUGCUGUCUCGCCAACGUCUCCCACCACCAACAUGACCUCGGCCCGUGUACCUACCAAGCGACGUGGCUUCUUCCGGCUCGAGUCCAAGCGCAGCGACAAUUCGUUCCGCACACUUCCCACCAGCAAAUCCGAUCCUUCGCUUUCGCGCUCGAUGGAGGUUGGGCUAGCCUCACCCAGCGUUGACGACGAAGAGUCUAUGGAAGAGGCAGAGAAGUCCAAGGUCUCGACACGCAAGUCCAGUCGCAGGCCUCGCAAAGUCAAGUCUUGGGCAAAUUCCAUCAUCCCACGGAAGGGUAAGCACAGCAAGAAGUCCAAAGCCAAGUCGUUGGUACCUCCUGCGGAAUUGAGUCCUGAUCUGGACGACACGGACGCAUCGGAAGACAUGGAUUUCGAGCCAAACUUCGACGAGGAUACUACCGUUACCAUUGUGUCUCCCACGGAAUCGGCGACUCCUCUACCGAAAAUCGACACGGACUAUGCGUCUUGGCAGCCACGACAGCUGCAGCGAGUCGAUUCCGACAUUAUGAGUCCGAUCAUCGAUUUGGACGCGGCCCUUGGACCAUUCAACACUCCAAAUGGUUCGAGCCCGAGAUCGCAGCAGCAUGGAUUUUCAGCCCACAGACGCGCAAUGCACAGCGCAAGUGGCAUUGUGAUGAAACACCGCAGGACUGAGAGCGCGCCUGAGCUCGUCCCUUUCGAGCGGUCGUCUGCUGUCGCCUCCACUUCCCCGAUGGCUGAUGUCUUCGAAGAGGAGGAACCCGAAGAGGACCCGACUGCGGUUCGAAAAGGUUCAGACCCGAACUCGAUUCCCGAGGAGCCUACAGACAUCGAAGAGCCUAAGAUUCAGGUCGUUGAAGUGGAUGAAAAGCACGAGGGCGCGACAAUCAACUGGAACUUCAACAACGGUGGUCUUGGUAUUGAAAAUGACCGAGAGACCGUGUCUGAGGAACCGUUGUCCCCCCGAGCGGUUCCCCAGGGUCUGGUAGACGAGGAAAUUGCGCUGGACAACUCUCCUCUAUCGGCUGAUGAAUCCAAGGAGCACGCGCCUGUCAUGAACAUGGCUCUCCCACUACCUCAGCAGACUCUGAUGACUCCCGACACUUUUACAUCCUCAUUUUCAUCGCCAGACUACCGAUCUAGCCAGGUGUCUUUCGAAACCCCCAGGGUUGGCACCGCUGCUUCUUCGAUGACGAUGCCUUCACCGCGUUUUGGCGAACCUGGACCCGAGCUUCGCAUUUCCGUGGAUGAUGUGCCUUCAUUGACCUCAUCAAGAUCAACUAUGACAAGCGCUAUGCAGAAUCCUUACUCGCUCCCCAGUCCUCGCCGACUAGGUGAUCGCUCAGCUUCACUGUGCUCCGACCCUAGCGAUCUAGAGAUUCGUCGCCGCAAGCGUUCCAGCAUUGCCAGUCUUUCUCGGCUCAUCAACAGCUCUUCUUACGGCGAGAAGAGCAAGCUGUCUAUUGAGCAGCGCCCUCAGUCCGAAUGUCUGGAGCAGCCGAAAGACAAGAAGAAGAACAAACGACUCAGCAAGCUCAAGUUCUGGAAGAGCAGGGACUCGUCCCCAUCACCAGCUUAG
Messenger RNA from Parastagonospora nodorum SN15, 2595 nucleotides. RefSeq lists its product as hypothetical. The record is from RefSeq and is a predicted model, not a curated record. Lineage: Eukaryota; Fungi; Ascomycota; Dothideomycetes; Pleosporales; Phaeosphaeriaceae. The coding region runs from base 1 to 2595 and encodes 864 amino acids. The transcript has 2 exons.